AUGCCGUCAUCAAGGUAUCGGACGUUCCUGUCCGUGCGACCUCCACCAUCAAGCUGCUUGGGGUCACGUUUGUUUGACAGGCUGCUCCAUUUUGGAGAGCACUGCAACAACCUCAAGAGGAAGGCUCGCCCUCGCACCACCCAGCUGCGCAAGCUCACAGGACACUCCUGGGGACUUCAGGAGCACCACCUACGCGCGGUGGCCAACGGCUACGUCCGCGGCGCCAUCGAAUAUGCGGCGGCCGCGUGGCUCCCCGCAGCAUCCCGCUCCCACCUGGAGCUUGUGGACCGGGAGCUGCGCGCAGCGGCCCGCGCCGUGACGGGGUGCCCCAGGUCAGCGCCGACCCACGCUCUCAUGGCGGAGGCCGGCCUGCCCACCGCGGAAAUGCGACGCGCCACCCUCGCGACGAGGUUGCUGGCGCGCGCAUCCGCACUACCCGCCGGAGAUCCGCUCCGGGAGCUCGCCGAAGCCUCACGUCCCUGCCGACUCCGCAACAUCACAGGAUGGCGCGACGAGGGCAGACGGACGCUGGACGCCCUGGGCGUCACCGCCUCCCAGGUGGAACCCAUGGUCGUUGCACAGCUCCCUCCGUGGACCUCAAGUGAGGGGAUCACGAUUUCCUGUGCCGUUCCGCCCGACUGCGUCCGUAGCGCCGGCGACCAGGCUCGCCGCGCGGCAGCGGAGGCCAUGCUGGCCGACCUCCCCGGAGCAGAGCGGGCGACGUGGGUGUGGUCUGACGGCUUGGCGGAGGGAGGCACCGUGCGAGGAGGGGGCGGCGCCCUGAUCGUCCUCCCCGCCGGAGCCGAGUGGACGGUCAAGACCCCCGCCGGCGCCCUAUGCUCCAGCACCAGAGCUGAGCUGGUGGCCCUCCGUGCUGCCCUGGAGGAGAUUGCCGAAUCAGACCUCACACCGGACCAGGACACUCACCCGGACACCAUCAUCGUCUGCCUCGACUCCAGGGCGGCACAACAGACAGUGGAUGCGGGACCGGCGGCGCAGACGAGCCAGCUAGGCGACGCUAUCUGGCGGCUCCUAAUGCAGCUGGCCAACCGCGGUCGCCGUCUCCACCUCCAUAAGAAAAACAAGGUGUACCCGUAG
Amphibalanus amphitrite is the source of this 1098-nucleotide messenger RNA. RefSeq lists its product as uncharacterized. The record is from RefSeq and is a predicted model, not a curated record. The coding region runs from base 1 to 1098 and encodes 365 amino acids. The transcript has 2 exons. NCBI's taxonomy places the organism in Eukaryota, Metazoa, Arthropoda, Thecostraca, Balanomorpha, Balanidae. Gene Ontology annotation, molecular function: nucleic acid binding.